AGUUGAAGGCAGCGUUGAAAUACAGAAGAAUUGUGAACGCGAAGAAGAUACAAGUGACAAUAAUUGUACUUUUACAAUGGAUCCGCUGUCUAUUUGGAAGACAUUCCAAAUCCGAGGUCUCACUGUGAAGGAAUGGGAAGAAAAACUGUCCGUAUUAAGAAAGGAAAAUUUCAGUCUUAAGCUCCGAAUAUACUUCCUGGAAGAAAGAAUGGGAUAUAUGAAUGCCAUCGGCGGUAAGGAGGAUCUUGUGAAGAAGAAUAUCGACUUAAGGGUGGAAGUGGAGGAAUUAAAGAAGGAAGUGUCCGGCAAAGAUGUUCUUAUUUGUCAAGCUGCGAAAGCUUUGGAACUUGCAGAUGAUGAACAUGAAAGAAAACUAAUGAAGACAGGGAAGGAAAGGAACAUCAAGAAAGAGGAGAUGAAAUCAAGAAUACAGGAGUUGGAGACUGAAUUGUCCGAAUAUGAGGACGAGCUGAAAGACUCAACAUUUUUGCAACUUGACUCUUCCGCUUUGAUGACUGAAAUAUUUGGUCUUGGUGCAGCAAAUACUUCUGAUGACCACCAUGAUCAUGAAGAAACAGAAAAGUUCAAGCUGCAUAUUGAAGAGUUAGAAGAACAGGUUCAGCAACUGGAAUUCACCUUACAACAGGAAACAGUUCAUUCAAGUCAGUUAGAGACUGAUCUGCAGGAAGCACAACAAGAAGCUCAGCAUGUUAGUGUACGAUGCCAAGGCCUUGAAUUGGAACUCAAACAGUGCGGCAACAAGCUUGAAGAUCUGGUACAGGAACUGGAUCAGAGAGGGCAGGACCUGGCAGGCUGUAAUCUCCGAAUCAGGACACUUGAAGAAGCACUGAGUGCCAAAGAGCCUGAAAUUCAAAUCAAGGUGCAAGAGCUGUGUGAAAGGGAUCGCAUUAUUGAAGAAAAACAGAGUCAGAUUGAACAGCAGAACAAAGUCCUUGUGGAAAUUCAAAUCACACUGGAUGAGAAACAGCGGCAGAUUGAGGUUCUGAGAUCAUCACUUGCAGCCCGGGAUUCAUCUAUUGCAGACCUGGAAGCCCGACUUGCAAAGGCAAAAGCUAAUGCUCGUAAUUUAGAGGCAAAACUGGAUGCUUCAGUUCAUGAAGCAAAUAGACUUCGAGAAGAGGUUACAACUUUAAAAACUCAGCAGGAGGGCACGAACAAUCACUGUCGAGAACAUAUGCAGCAAGAACUUGAUUUAUUUUCACCCCUAAGGCACAGAAGCAGCAAUUUAUCAAGUAUAUCAGAUGACCUUGCCUCUCCAGGAAGAAGCGUUCAUCAAAGUUCAAAAGAUGAUCACAUUGUAAAGAAAUAUUUGUUAGAACUGAAAGAAAAGGAAGAGAAGCUGAGAACUGUGGAAGAGAGCAACAAAGAAUUAGGAACACAACUUGAAAAAGCUCAGCAGGAAACAGAAGCUUUAGAAGAGAAAGUGAAACAACUAGAAUCUGCGAGGCAGGAUGCUGAACACAAGCUUCAGGAGACUGAAAAGAAGAUGAAGGACAAGGAGAGUAAAUCAAAAAAGUUGGAGGAAGAUCAUCUUAAAACUUGCCAGGCAAUUAAAAGUUUCAUGAGGCGGACAAAGGCUGUGGAUGAAGAAAUUAACAAGCUCAAAUCAGAGUUGAAAAGAAGAGAUGAACGUAUUCAUGACCUGAUGUCAGAGGUGAAUGAAUUACAGGAUGCCUGCGACAAAGCCAAACGGGAAGCUCAUCAACUGCAGGCACAGGCACAGGUGCCUGGUGGUGAAAUGCCAGGAUCUUUCAAAGAUGUUCACGACAUGACUGAGGAGGACCAUGAGCAACUUGAAGAUAUGGACGGAAGCAAUGGCCCUUCGUUUACGAUCCCAAGUCACUUACUGAAGCAAAUCCAUUACCAAAGAGAGAAGCUGGAAUCUUCUCUUUAUCACAACAACUUCAUUCGGCGCCAAUUAGAAGGCCUCAUAUCGAGCUUAAGUAGCCAACGUGGUGAUAAUAUGAGCCUCUGGCGGAAGAUGAAAGAGACAGCUGAACAGUUGGAUGAAGCUCGUCACCACAAUCAGGAACUGGAAACACGGCUGCAGGAAAUUGGAGUGCAGUUGAAAGAGAGCCAAGAGAAAACCAGGCUUGCUAAUGCUGCCACUGAGCAGCUUCAGGUGAUUCAGCAAACAGUGUCCACCCUUCAAGAACAGAUAUCUAGUCUUGAAUCUCAACUCCAGGAGAAGGAUAAUGAGAUAGAGAGAAAGUGCCUAAUGUUGGAACUUGAAAACCAAACAAAGCAACAGAGCAUAGAGACAGAAAAAAUGGUGCAAGAAGCUGUCAGGUUAAAAGAAGAAGCUGAGAGACAGAUUCUGGCUGCAGGAAAUAUGAAGUUAGAAGGCGAUAAUAAGCUGCAAGAGGCACAGAAAUUAAUUACAGAAGCAGAGAAAACAAAAUUUCAGGUCGAGGGCCAGUUGAUGGAAAUAAAGAAGAAAGCUGUGAAUGCCAAGCCCCAGCCAAAAGAUGCUGAAAUUAGGAGUUUGUGUUACAGACAGGAAAAGAAACGAUACUAAGAGAAAAGGAAAUUAUUGAGGAGGAGAGGAAGGCACUUUAGAAAGAAAAAGAAAUGGAAGAAUGUAUGGAAAAAGUUGAAACAUUAGCACAUGAUGCAAAGAAAGAGAAAGAAGAUGCAGAAAUGAGAAUCAAAGUCCAGAUGCUUCGUCAUCCCCAACUCACAUGAAGGCUGGCAGAACGUCUCCUGGCAGUUACUCUUCUGGUCUUGACCUACUGACGGGAGAGAGGGGUUCCCUUCCUAACAGCCCAUGGGGUACUACAGCUACAAUGGAAGCCAAAAUGAAGAUGAGGAACAGUGCAGAGACAGAAGCAGAAGGGGAAGUGACAGUGGUCGCAGCGAAGGGCUUACUGGUCUCUCCAGCCUGGUACAUCAUGGUUUUGGCAUACAACAUAGUGAGCUCUCUGACUACAUGUCUGAGGACCAAGCUCUUGAAGAAUAUGGGGCCAUAUUCACAAAGGUGGGAAAAUGACUUCACUGCAAGCUACUAAUUCAGUUGGGUGUUUACCCUAUUACAAGUUUGUGUUGAUAACAUUUUGACCAGUGCAUAAUUUUUUCAGAGAGUGCAACUGAAGUUGAUAUGUAGUAACACUGUAUGGAUAUUCGUGCCUACAGGAGCCAUGUGAUUCCUUAACGUAGAAAUGAAAAUGUCCUGUGAUAAAACUCCAACCAGUGCAUAAUUAUCAUGGACAGUGUGAUUAAACUUGAAUGCAGUAUGCACAGUAUGAAUAUUUGUGUCUGUGGACUUCACCGCACAGUUUGUUGAUUGAUAUUGAUAUGAUACGCAAGCAACGCAUAAUUUUUGCAAUUGAAGUUUCCCUAUUGCAUUUAACUUCCACAACAUUUAUGCAAAAAUUAUGCUUCAGUCAAAAUUUUGUCAAUGUUAAACUACAGCGUUUAAUUUUUCCCAAAUGAUCUUGUUUAAACUAAGACUGCACAAAUUAUUUGAGUAAAUACAACAGUAUUUGUGAACAAUUCCAUGAACCAGGAUGUCAUCAUCAGUUAGUGACAUCAUCAUUAGAAAGUUGAUAGAUUCAAUUUUCAACAUACUUUCAUUAUUCAUAUACAUACUAAUGGGAAAUUCAGACAUACCAAAGUAACACUUUUCUCACCAAUGGGAUUGGAUAUGUUUGGAUGAUGUAAAUAUAUACAGUAUUAUGAAAUUA
This is a messenger RNA of Cryptotermes secundus, 3704 nucleotides long. Its product is annotated as putative leucine-rich repeat-containing protein DDB_G0290503. The record is from RefSeq and is a predicted model, not a curated record. Lineage: Eukaryota; Metazoa; Arthropoda; Insecta; Blattodea; Kalotermitidae. Gene Ontology annotation, cellular component: microtubule organizing center; pericentriolar material; perinuclear region of cytoplasm. The coding region runs from base 77 to 2539 and encodes 820 amino acids. Gene Ontology annotation, biological process: negative regulation of centriole replication; chromosome segregation; positive regulation of microtubule polymerization. The transcript has 10 exons. Gene Ontology annotation, molecular function: protein kinase binding; transcription cis-regulatory region binding; microtubule binding.